CGGAGGGAGACUUCAAGGAGCGGCAGGGGGGGGAGAAAUGGAAAAUGAGAGCAAGAGGAAGAUGAAGGAGAGAUUUGGCCUGAGGCAGGACAUCUUUAAGGAGUUCCUGGCGGAAUUUCUGGGGAUAUUUGUCCUGAUACUCUUUGGAUGUGGUUCAGUGGCCCAGACAGUGCUGAGCAAAGGGGCUCUCGGGGAGCCUUUGACCAUCCACAUUGGUUUUACUCUGGGAGUCAUGAUGGCCAUCUACAUGGCGGGGGGAGUGUCAGGAGCCCAUGUAAACCCUGCAGUCUCUCUGGCCAUGGUGAUCCUGGGGAAGCUUCCUCUAAAGAAGUUCCCUGUCUAUGUGGUGGCACAAUUCCUGGGGGCUUUUGCUGGAUCCUGUGCUGUCUAUGGGUUGUAUUAUGAUGCUUUGAUGGAAUACACCAAUGGAGAAUUCACUGUUACUGGUGCAAAUUCCACGGCCAACAUAUUUGCAUCAUAUCCAGCAAAACACCUCUCGAUCCUUAACGGGUUUGUUGACCAGGUAAUUGCGACCGCUGCACUGAUCCUGUGCAUCCUGGCCAUCACUGACAAGAAGAAUAUCGGUGCUCCAAAAGGCAUGGAGCCUCUGUGCAUUGGCCUGAUCAUCAUGGCCAUCGGAGUGUCCAUGGGUCUCAACUGCGGCUAUCCGAUAAACCCAGCACGAGACCUCGGCCCGCGGUUCUUCACGGCUGUGGCUGGGUGGGGGGUGGACGUAUUCAGAGCUGGAGGUUGCUGGUGGUGGAUCCCUGUAGCAGGGCCUAUGGUAGGCGGAGCUGUGGGAGCGGGCAUAUACUUCCUCUUUAUUGAGUUGCACCACACUGAGCCUGAAAAACAGGAGGAGAACAACGUCCAGGACAAAUAUGAAAUGAUAACUCUGAGUUAAAAUUUAGAACAAGGUUAGCAGCGCAACAACACAGCAGAUUUUCACCAUUCAAAAGGUAAAAAUGUUAAUUCAUUUACAUGAAGCAGUUUCAUAUUUGAUCUGGCUACACAAUUCCAUGGUCAUUUAUAAAAUUUGCAUGUCUGUUUUAUUAAGCCUUUAAAGUCUCUUUUUGUAAAAGUAAUAGUCUCUUUACAGUAUAGUAUAGGCCUCUGUCAUUGAUUGCUAUUAAGGUAUAUUGGUAUGGAGAGUUUUCUCUGCAAUGUAGAUGUGCAGUAUCCUUCGUAGUCUCUUAUUUCAUAUCCAGGAUCAUCUCCUCUCAUUAGAAUUAUUUGCCAAGUUUCUGUACAGCAUUUUUAUUUUUCAUUUUUAUUUUUAUUACUAUGUACCGAACAAACAUGGGCAUUUAAUAUGUGUAGCACUUAGUAAAACAUUUAUUUUAUGUCAAAAUGUUCAUCCAUAAAACCUUUAGCCAUCGGGACACCCUCAUUCCUCAGGUUAUCUUCGUCCUUUGCAUGUGCGUACAAAAUUGAUUGAUUACUUUCUCUUUCUCUCUCAUUUUAUCACGGUUGUGUAGAAAAUUCAGCCUUAAAUGAUUUUCCUGGCAUUGUCAUUAAGUCUUUUUCAUAAUUCUGCAGCACACUUUACAUUAUAUUGCACAUUGUUAUAUUGCUGGAUUAGAGAUGUAGUUGUUACACACACCCUUGAUAUUGACAAGCCAUAACGUAACGGACAGAAUUAAAAAGAAAACACGUUUAUUUUAGUUUCAGCAGAAACCUUUUUGCUAAUGUUACUGACAUCCUCUGUGUAUUAUGUCGGUGAAAAUGCUGUAUUAGGAGCAACAUGCAAACAUUGACAGUAAACUGUUUACAUUUAGAACUCAGAUAAAAAAAGUGUAAAGAAGCACAAUAACAAACAAUAAUACAUGGAAUGGUAAAAAUGAACUCUCUUAUUAACCGUGUUGUUGUGAUUUUAAACACUUCUUAUCGUAGGAGCACAGAAAUGGGAAUUUUCUAAUCCAUGUUUUUGAAUAAAAUACUGUUAUCCAGGCUGGGAGACAAAAUGAUGCAUAAACAUAUAAAUUAAUGUUGAUAUCUGUUUAACAUGUACUAACAGUAAUACACUCAUUUGUAUUUACACAACACUAUUUACUGUGGGAUUAACUGUGGGAUUAUAUUGCAAUGCACUGACUGUUGUUUUACAACCAUUUGUUUGUUUUAUUUUUGUGAAACAGAAUGUGACAAAAGGGCAGAGGCACACACAUUAAAUGCUGAUUUCUGUGAGAAGGAUUAAACAUGCCCUGCAUCAUUUGGCCAGAACGAUCGUAACACUCAUGGGAAGUUUGCGAUAUACUUCAGACCCUAUAUGGCUUUUUGUAAUUUUAUCUCUCCCUGUCACACAUCUUGAUGUUCCAGAGAGGUAGUUAGUCUGGUAAAGUCAUAUUUUUUUGUAUAUCUUUUCUUUCAGCUUUUUUGCUUUUUCUAAUGAACAUGAAU
Messenger RNA from Pungitius pungitius (ninespine stickleback), 2397 nucleotides. It is a transcript of the gene aqp9b, whose product is annotated as aquaporin 9b. The coding region runs from base 38 to 904 and encodes 288 amino acids. The record is from RefSeq and is a predicted model, not a curated record. The transcript has 6 exons. NCBI's taxonomy places the organism in Eukaryota, Metazoa, Chordata, Actinopteri, Perciformes, Gasterosteidae. Gene Ontology annotation, cellular component: plasma membrane; basolateral plasma membrane. Gene Ontology annotation, biological process: glycerol transmembrane transport; water transport. Gene Ontology annotation, molecular function: urea transmembrane transporter activity; water channel activity; glycerol channel activity.